Molecule: messenger RNA, 1254 nt
Organism: Aspergillus ruber CBS 135680
Lineage: Eukaryota; Fungi; Ascomycota; Eurotiomycetes; Eurotiales; Aspergillaceae
Gene: pgkA
Product: phosphoglycerate kinase pgkA
Exons: 3
Coding region: 1-1254 (417 amino acids)
Biological process (GO): gluconeogenesis; glycolytic process
Cellular component (GO): cytosol
Molecular function (GO): ATP binding; phosphoglycerate kinase activity; ADP binding
Source: RefSeq, a predicted model, not a curated record
AUGUCUCUCAGCAACAAGCUCCCCAUCACAGACGUUGACCUCAAGGACAAGCGCGUCCUCAUCCGGGUCGACUUCAACGUCCCCCUCGAUGCCGACAAGAAGAUCACCAACAACCAGCGUAUCGUCGGUGCCCUCCCCACCAUCAAAUACGCAGUUGAGAAUGGCGCCAAGGCCGUCAUCCUUAUGUCCCACCUCGGCCGUCCUGACGGCAAGGUCAACCCCAAGUACAGUCUGAAGCCCGUUGUCCCUGAGCUUGAGAAGCUCUUGGGCCGCAGCGUUGUCUUCGCUGAGGACUCCGUUGGCAAGGAGACCGAGGAGACUGUCAACAAGGCCUCCGGUGGUCAGAUCGUUCUGCUUGAGAACCUCCGUUUCCACGCCGAGGAGGAGGGUAGCUCGAAGGACGAGCAAGGCAACAAGGUCAAGGCCGACAAGGAGAAGGUCUCUGAGUUCCGCAAGGGAUUGACUGCUCUCGGUGACGUUUACAUCAACGACGCUUUCGGUACCGCUCACCGUGCUCACAGCUCCAUGGUCGGUGUUGACCUUCCCCAGAAGGCUUCGGGCUUCCUAGUCAAGAAGGAGCUUGACUACUUCGCUACUGCUCUGGAGAAGCCUCAGCGCCCCUUCCUUGCCAUCCUUGGUGGUGCCAAGGUCUCCGACAAGAUUCAGCUGAUCGACAACCUGCUCCCCAAGGUCAACAGCCUCAUCAUCACCGGUGCCAUGGCUUUCACCUUCAAGAAAACCCUUGAGGGCGUCAAGAUCGGAAACUCCCUCUUCGACGAGGCCGGUAGCAAGAUCGUCGGCGAGAUCACCGAGAAGGCCAAGAAACACAACGUUGAGAUCGUCCUCCCCGUCGACUACGUCACGGCCGACAAGUUCGCCGCCGAUGCGAAGACUGGCUAUGCCACCGACGCCGACGGCAUCCCCGACGGCUACAUGGGUCUCGACGUUGGCGAGAAGAGUGUCGAGCUAUAUAAGAAGACCAUUGCUGCUGCUAAGACCAUCCUGUGGAACGGUCCCCCCGGUGUCUUCGAACUGGAGCCUUUCGCCAACGCUACCAAGAAGACUCUCGACGCUGCUGUCGCUGCUGCUCAGGCCGGAACCAUCGUCAUCAUCGGCGGUGGUGACACUGCCACCGUCGCUGCCAAGUACGGUGCUGAGGAGAAGCUGAGCCACGUCUCCACUGGUGGCGGUGCUUCGCUGGAGCUCUUGGAAGGCAAGGACCUGCCUGGUGUUGCUGCCCUGUCGAGUAAGUAA